AUGAGCUCACCGAUUUCCCACGGGACACAAUCCUGUAAGGACCAAAUCGCCUUUUCUCUAGUCGAUCGUCGAAGUGGAAAGAGAGGCAUUCUCUCCACGAAGACCCCGCGGGCCCAGGACAAGACACCAUGGUUGAGCUACUAUAAACCCGUCGACAACACCGACCAGGACAACAGUGACGACGGUAAUACACAGCCAUCCCAGCCUGAUGAGGAUACCGAGAUAGCACAGGUCGACCGGCUGUUUUCUCUCAUUUCAGAGGUCGCAAAAAAGGCCGACAGGAGAUGUGAAGUUGCAAGUUACAACUGGUACAAGCAUCGGAAAGACAACGCUGAUGAUUCAAAGAGCACUCGGUCUUCUUCAUCAAGCAGGCAAGCUUUCAAAGCCGCGACCUGUUGUGGGAACCACGUCAUCUUGACGCCUGUGUUAAGCCAUAAGAUCAAGGCAGAGGAACUAUGUCCCUUGAAGACCAAGUACUGCCAUUUAUGCCUUGAGGACUUCGCAUCCCGCAAGAAGCUUCAUAAACACCUUCGUCUGGGAUAUGAGACCGCGACUCGACAGACAGACAAAAUGUCUAUUUGCAAGGGCAGGAAGUCGCUGUACCCCCAGUGGCCUACACGCAACUGCUUCGUAUUCAUAUUUGUUCAGACGGUUGCUCAAACCGCCGUCUUCAAGCGAAUGGCUACAACGAACUUACACCAAUGUGUCAAUCUCUCAACAGAGAAGAGCACUCCAUCCACCUCAUCCCCUGUGCCCUUCAUCCUGUUAGAGUCUAUUAACUUGGGCUACCUACGCAGAGAAGGUGGAUGA
Fusarium poae is the source of this 810-nucleotide messenger RNA. RefSeq lists its product as uncharacterized. The coding region runs from base 1 to 810 and encodes 269 amino acids. The record is from RefSeq and is a predicted model, not a curated record. The transcript has 4 exons. NCBI's taxonomy places the organism in Eukaryota, Fungi, Ascomycota, Sordariomycetes, Hypocreales, Nectriaceae.